Cynocephalus volans (Philippine flying lemur) is the source of this 881-nucleotide messenger RNA. It is a transcript of the gene ARHGDIA, whose product is annotated as Rho GDP dissociation inhibitor alpha. The transcript has 6 exons. Gene Ontology annotation, cellular component: cytosol; cytoplasm; membrane. The record is from RefSeq and is a predicted model, not a curated record. The coding region runs from base 139 to 753 and encodes 204 amino acids. Lineage: Eukaryota; Metazoa; Chordata; Mammalia; Dermoptera; Cynocephalidae. Gene Ontology annotation, molecular function: Rho GDP-dissociation inhibitor activity; protein binding. Gene Ontology annotation, biological process: Rho protein signal transduction.
CCCCGGAAGUGACCGGCCGGGUGGGCGGACGGGCGGGUGCGGCGGCGGCGACGGCGACGUUCGUCACUCGGUGCGGGAGGGAGUGCGAGCGCUGCGCGGUCGAGCCCUCCGGUGUCUAGGUCCAGGCUAGAGGUGAACAUGGCUGAGCAGGAGCCCACAGCUGAGCAGCUGGCACAGAUUGCAGCUGAGAACGAGGAGGAUGAGCACUCGGUCAACUACAAGCCGCCGGCGCAGAAGAGCAUCCAGGAGAUCCAGGAGCUGGACAAGGAUGACGAGAGUCUGCGCAAGUACAAGGAGGCCCUGUUGGGCCGUGUGGCUGUCUCUGCAGAUCCCAACGUCCCCAACGUCAUCGUGACCCGCCUGACCCUGGUGUGCAGCACUGCCCCAGGUCCCCUGGAGCUGGACCUGACAGGUGAUCUGGAGAGUUUCAAGAAGCAGUCCUUUGUGCUGAAGGAGGGUGUGGAAUACCGGAUAAAAAUCUCUUUCCGGGUGAACCGAGAGAUCGUGUCGGGCAUGAAGUACAUCCAGCACACGUACAGGAAAGGCGUGAAGAUUGACAAGACUGACUACAUGGUGGGGAGCUACGGGCCGCGGGCAGAGGAGUACGAGUUUCUGACUCCUGUGGAGGAGGCACCCAAGGGCAUGCUGGCGCGGGGCAGCUACAACAUCAAGUCGCGCUUCACAGACGAUGACAAGACUGACCACCUGUCCUGGGAGUGGAAUCUCACCAUCAAGAAGGAGUGGAAGGACUGAGUCCCGGGCCGGGAGGCAGGCAGGGUGACGGCCAGCGGGCGGACGGAUGGACGUGCCCACCCCCACUCCCUACCCCAUACCAAAGUGCUGACGGGGCCUGUGCCCCCGCCGUCACUCCCUCCCUGGUC